This is a messenger RNA of Puntigrus tetrazona (Sumatra barb), 2325 nucleotides long. Its product is annotated as adenosine receptor A2b-like. The coding region runs from base 192 to 1316 and encodes 374 amino acids. Gene Ontology annotation, cellular component: membrane. Gene Ontology annotation, biological process: G protein-coupled receptor signaling pathway. The record is from RefSeq and is a predicted model, not a curated record. NCBI's taxonomy places the organism in Eukaryota, Metazoa, Chordata, Actinopteri, Cypriniformes, Cyprinidae. The transcript is spliced from 2 exons. Gene Ontology annotation, molecular function: G protein-coupled receptor activity.
CAAUUAAGGCCAUUCAACAGGGCGGCGUCACGUGACCGAGUUUGAUUUGAGACAGGUGUUCAUCUUUCCUGGAUCGCGUGCCGUGUUGAUUUUGUUUGCAUACAGUUGAUCUUUGCCCAAAACAAUUUGUACCGUUUGAAAAAUAAGGAUUUUUCCAAACAGCCAUGGGUCACUGAUGGAAACGCGCCACGAUGUCCGGCAUAAACAACCUCUCCCUCCCGCCAGCUGACCUGAACGUGACGGACCUACAGAGGACACUAGAGGCUCACCGCCCCAUUAAAAUCGGGAUCAUCUCGGUUUUGGGAGUGAUGAUAACUUUGGGAAACAUCGCCGUGGUGAUGGUCAUAGCUUCGGCGGUGUCGGGCUGGUCGAGAAACUCCCGGUACUUCCUCUUGUCGUUAACGGGAGCGGACUCUGCGUUCGCGCUGCUUAUCAUGCCGCUCAACUUGUGCGUGAGUUUCAUGAAGGAAUACAACGGGGGCCCGGACCCCUUCUGUCACGUCGUGGCAUUUUUCAACGCCACCAUCUACUCCACCUGCAUGUACACCCUCGCGACCAUCAGCCUGGAAAGGUACAUAGCGGUGUUUUACCCCCUGAAGUACUCCCGCGUGCUGACCAGGAGGAGGGCGCUGCUUCUGAUCGCGUUCGCGUGGGGUUUCCCUCCCGUCCUCCUCGUCCCCAUCUCGUUCCCGGCGGGAGUCAUCGAAGUGCACUUCUCCAGGGCCUCGCUCGUGUGCAACCCGCUGUACUCCAGCAACGUGUCUUACUCUCUGUCCCUGACGUGCUUCAUCUUCUUCCCGUGCUCGGCCGUCAUGACCUUCUGUAACCUCAGGCUGUGGAUAGCCGCGAAGAGGCAGAGGCUGAAGCUGAGGAGACGCAGCUGGGGCGGGGGGUACAGGCCUAAAGUGGCCCUGCGCGUUUUAGUGCCGGUCAUGACCGUUUAUUACACCUGCUGGACGCCCUGCAUGGUCAUCAUGCUGUACAACGCGAUCUCCGGCAGCGGUGUCCCCGAAUGGAUCGAGUUUAUUGCUGUGUGGUUACCGACCUCCAAUGGCUUCCUCAACUGUAUCUUCUACUUCUGGAUCAACCACAGCUUCAGAAGGAAAUUCCAUUUGGUUCUCCAGAGACUGUGUCUAGGACUGUGUCCGGGUUCUGGCGGCGAUUCGAGCUGCGUCAGCUCUGUGGAGUCCUCCGCGGUUCCCGGAUGGAGCGUUAACGGUAUCCACUCUCUCCAUGAGCGGUUUUCUAGCGUGUCUUCCACCUGCGCUCUGCUCAUGCCGGCUCAAACCAACAUGCGUGAACCAGAGCCGGCUUGAGGUUCCUUUUAGCCCCGUGAUCCGAUGAAGUUUUAAAGCUCUGGUGAAGUUGAGUCAUCACGAGUCUCGCUGACAUGUCAUUAACCUGCUCGGGAAGGAGGUUAUUCCCGCGAAUGUCUUUUUAACCGUGUGUUAGCGUACAGAAACGAUCCUAUUUCCUUCAUGCUCUUUUAGUUUAAUGGCUAUUUGUGCCUUUUUACUUCUUGACGGCACCUCCUCGUAUUCGCUCAGACUCGGUUUCUUGGCCUAAUUGAAGCCUGAAAUGGUUUCGCGUUGUUGAUCGCCACUCCGGGUUAAACACACGAGAGCCUUCGAAACAUUUCCUUAUCUGUUCGUAAACCCAAUAUCAAGCAGCUGUGGAAGUUUAACCUUUAAAUCUCAGUUAUGCAGUUUAUGCAGAAGGGGAAGUAAUUAGCCAGGUACGUAAUGUAAAGGUCAGAUCAAAUAUGCCUUUUGGCUUUAACCUUUUCUGUUUCAUGACAUUUUCAUUGCAUCUCUGAAGCAAACAUUAAUUUUCGUGUUCGGCUAAGUAGGCUUUUUGGUCACUGUCAGAUGUGGAGGGACGUGGCAUGGCCAGCAUUAUCAAAUUGUAAAUAUAUAAAAAAAAAAAAAAAGAGGGCCGCAACGUACUGGAGCGGAUGUCGAAUAGAAGUCGUUGCGCUCCGAGGGUGAAGCUUUGUGCGUCUUUUUUUGGCUGUGUUGUAAUAGCGUAACUGUAAAUCAAAAAUUUUAAGCUUUAAGUUUUAGUUUAAGCACUUGUUACAGAAUAAUGCAUUUCAAUGGGGUGAGGAAAAAAAACCACGUCCUGCGGUGGAGGGUGCUUAUAAAGCAAGAGCUGUUAAUGACCUGGGAGUGUUAUACAGCAGUACAUUUAUGAUUGAUUGCCAAGUUUUUGAUGUGUAAAUAAUAAUUUUUUUAUAUAUGGAUUACGAAAGUGUUUAUAUGAAAUGUUAAAACUUCAAUUUGUUGUAAAAAAUAAAAAUAAAGCGUCAAAGCCUAUUUACUAUUU